This is a messenger RNA of Phyllostomus hastatus (greater spear-nosed bat), 1325 nucleotides long. RefSeq names its product solute carrier family 25 member 48 (gene SLC25A48). Bases 146 to 1297 code for a protein of 383 amino acids. Lineage: Eukaryota; Metazoa; Chordata; Mammalia; Chiroptera; Phyllostomidae. The record is from RefSeq and is a predicted model, not a curated record. Gene Ontology annotation, molecular function: transmembrane transporter activity. Gene Ontology annotation, cellular component: mitochondrion. The transcript has 7 exons. Gene Ontology annotation, biological process: transmembrane transport.
UGCGCCUUUAAGGUCCGCUGGGGGCGUGCUAUCAGCUCCGCGGGGGACGGGAGACCGGGUUGGGCGUCGGACUUGCGUGCGCUCCGAGGAUCUGGCUGGCCGCCCUCGCGUGCCCCUUCCGUGGGCCACGCCCCGCACAGGCUAAAUGGGCACGGACCCGGACCUGGGCGGGCGCGGCGCCGCAGCCCGGGCCAUGGGCAGCUUCCAGCUGGAAGACUUCGCGGCUGGCUGGAUCGGAGGCGCAGCCAGUGUCAUUGUCGGCCAUCCUCUGGACACGGUCAAGACUCGCCUGCAGGCUGGCGUCGGCUACGGGAACACCCUCAGCUGUAUCCGCACGGUGUACGGGAAGGAGAGCGUGUUCGGCUUCUUCAAGGGCAUGUCCUUCCCCCUGGCCAGCAUCGCCGUCUACAACUCGGUGGUGUUUGGGGUCUUCAGCAACACGCAGAGGUUCCUCAGCCAGCACCAGAGCAGGGAGCCCGAGGCUGGCCAGCCCCACACCCUGUCGAGCCUGCUCCUGGCCAGCGUGGCGGCCGGCGUGGUGUCCGUCGGACUGGGCACGCCCGUGGACCUCAUCAAGAUCCGCUUGCAGAUGCAAACACAGCCGUUUCGGGAAACUAACCUCAGUGUGAAGCCCAGGGCUGUGGCUCUCGGGGAGUGGCCAGCCUACCAGGGGCCUGUGCAUUGCAUCGCCACCAUCGUGCGGACGGAGGGCCUGGUGGGGCUAUACCGGGGUGCCAGCGCUAUGCUGCUGAGGGACGUCCCGGGCUACUGCCUCUACUUUAUCCCCUAUGUGUUCGUGAGCGACUGGAUCACGCCCGAGGCCUGUUCGGAACCCAGCCCCUAUACUGUGUGGCUGGCAGGCGGCACAGCAGGAGCAAUUUCUUGGGGGACAGCAACUCCUAUGGAUGUUGUGAAAAGUCGCCUCCAAGCUGACGGGGUUUAUUUAAACAAAUACAAAGGUGUCCUGGACUGUAUCUCCCAGAGUUACCAGAAGGACGGUCUUAAAGGCCAGGGCUGGUGUCACCUGACCAGGGCUGCAUCCCCACAGCUGCAGGGAGGGUGUGGCCAUUCCAGAAGCUGUGAAUCUCAGAAUCCCUGCUCUGCUGAUGCCAAGCGCUCUGUUCUGGCGCUCCGGGCCGGAGCCACCGAGCUGCUGCCUGGGAAGGACCAGUGCUCGAUCACUGUCUCUUUCAGAUCUGCACUGGCAUCUGGUAAAAAGUGGGGUGACAUGGACCCUGCUCCCCACAGCUGCUGUAAACUCCCUGGGAAUUCACAGAGGAGCUGGAGUUGUCUCUAAGUUUCCAAAUAAAAACACUGAAAACUUC